Zingiber officinale is the source of this 1925-nucleotide messenger RNA. Its product is annotated as glucan endo-1,3-beta-glucosidase 2-like. Gene Ontology annotation, biological process: carbohydrate metabolic process. Bases 149 to 1654 code for a protein of 501 amino acids. Gene Ontology annotation, molecular function: hydrolase activity, hydrolyzing O-glycosyl compounds. NCBI's taxonomy places the organism in Eukaryota, Viridiplantae, Streptophyta, Magnoliopsida, Zingiberales, Zingiberaceae. Gene Ontology annotation, cellular component: plasma membrane. The record is from RefSeq and is a predicted model, not a curated record. The transcript is spliced from 4 exons.
UUCCUCUCCCUCACUCUUCGCCACUGCCUCGCUCCGGUUUCUUCCCUCGAAGGGAAGACAAAGGCAACUCCGAUCGCCGAUUUGGAUCCAUUUCUGCUCCCGCUUUUGUUUCUGGUUUCGAUCUGGUAAAAGGAAUCGGGGGGAAGUCAUGGAGCCGCCCUUUCUUCUCUUUCUACUAGCUCUGUUGUCCACCGCCCUAGCCGACGAAGGUGCUUACAUCGGCGUCAACGUCGGCGUCGCGCUCUCCGACAUGCCGUCGCCGACGCAGGUGGCAGCGCUGCUGAAGUCGCAGCACAUCGACCACGUCCGUCUCUACGACGCCGACCCGGCCAUGUUGGUGGCGCUCGCCAACACCGGCAUUAGCGUUACCAUCUCCGUCCCCAAUGAGCAGAUCCUCGCGGUAGGCCAGUCCAACGCCACCGCCGCCAACUGGGUCGCCCGCAACGUCGUCGCCCACGUUCCCGCCGUCAACAUCACCGCCAUCGCCGUCGGCUCCGAGGUCCUCACUGCCCUUCCCAAUGCCGCUCCGCUCCUCGUCCCUGCUCUCCGCUACAUCCACUCAGCUCUAGUUGCCGCCAACCUCGACGGCGCCAUCAAGGUAUCCACCCCGCACUCCUCCUCCGUUAUCCUUGAUUCCUUCCCGCCGUCGCAGGCCUUCUUCAAUCGCACCCUCGAACCCGUCAUCGUUCCCUUGCUCAAGUUCCUUCAAUCCACCGACUCCUAUCUCAUGCUCAAUGUCUACCCUUACUAUGACUACCUUCAAUCCAACGGCAUCAUCCCGUUGGACUACGCUCUAUUCCGCCCGCUGCCGCCCAACAAGGAGGCCGUCGACGCCAACACUCUGCUCCACUAUACUAACGUCUUCGACGCGGUCGUUGACGCGGCCUACUUCGCCAUGGCCUACCUCAACGUCACCAACGUGCCCGUGGUGGUGAUGGAAUCAGGCUGGCCGCACAAGGGCGACCCGACGACCGAGCCGGACGCCACCACAGACAACGCUAACACCUACAACAGCAAUCUUAUCCGUCACGUGCUCAACAGUACUGGCACGCCGAAGCACCCAGGCGUGACGGUGCCCACCUACAUCUACGAGCUCUACGAUGAGGACCUCCGGCCGGGGGUGACGUCGGAGAAGUUCUGGGGUCUGUUCGACGCCAAUGGCGUGCCGGCCUACUCACUGCACCUGACAGGAUCAGGCAUGCUGCUGGCCAACGACACGUCGAACCAGACGUUUUGUGUGGCUAGGGAAGGGGCGGACGCGAAGAUGCUGCAGGCAGGGCUUGAUUGGGCGUGCGGGCCAGGGAAGGUGAAUUGCUCUGCGUUGCUUCAGGGUCAGAUCUGUUAUGAUCCUGAUUCAGUGGAUGCACAUGCUUCGUAUGCAUUCAAUGAGUACUACCAUGGGACAGGGAUGGCUGCUGGGGCAUGCUACUUCAGUGGAGUUGCUGCUAUCACCACUACAGAUCCAAGUCAUGAUUCUUGUUUGUUUGCCGGAAGUGGAGGAAGGAACAGCAGUGCAAUUCUGAAUGGCACACCAUUAGCGCCUUCCUCCAACUCCACAGCUGCAGCCGCCUCCAGUGACCCCCAUAGUUUCUACCACGCCACAGGAAUUCAUCAGAUCGUUACGGUUCUUGCACUGGGUCUGGUUUUCUUGUAGCUUAGCAUUCUUUGCCAUUUUUAUGGAUCGUAACUGGCGGUGCUGUGUUGAAGUGCAAGGGAUGGGAAUCAAUUCAAUGAUCCAUGAACAAGUUCUGUUGGAUCCACUCCCGUUUUUGUGUUAUGCUCAGGUGUCGGGAAGUGAGAUGAAGAGAGGUGGAUAGAUUGAUUCAUUGUUGAAAUUACCUCCCUUGUAGUGAAUCAUUUUGUACAAACACAAUUGGCGCUCUAACGCUACAAUGUAUUAUUGGAGUUUUGGGGUCGACUGACAA